AUGGACGGCCAGGGAACUGCUCAGCCUGAGCGGGUGCGCAAGCGGCGCCGCCGCACAAUGGCCUGCACCCAGUGCCGCACCCGCAAGUUGCGAUGCGAUCGCGAAUAUCCCACUUGCAGUCGGUGUCUGAAAAGCAGAACCCCAACCAAAUGCACGUAUGAGGAUGGGUUUCUAUGGCAGCAGCCCGCUACAGUAGCCACCACUGCAUUUCCAUCCGAUCGCGGUUCUGCAUUCAUUCCCAGAGUUGACCCGGCCCCCGUCAACACGCCUUCGGAUUCGGGAAUGCAGACAGCAUCUACUCGGACAGACCCUCUAUCGGCGAGUGCGCCUCGCGGGGCAAUGGCUGGUAGUCCAAUGCAUCACGAUUAUCACGGUCUUACCGGGAAUGCUCUGGCGCCCCCUUAUAGACAUUCGCCACACGAUAAAGAGCGAAAAGAUUGCUUUUUGGAAACGGUACUGGGUGCUCCCAGAGCCGCGGUCAAUCAGGAACCUUAUGUGAACACGGGUCUUUUACAGCGUCCUAAGCGCCCGGCGCCGGCGCCAGAGCAGGAUAUGCAAGGGCCAUCGCAAGUGGACGAUGAGCAUAUUCACGAGGCAGAAGAGGACCCGCUGUCGCUGGGGGAUCAGCUAGAUAUAUCCCCUCGCAUUAUGAUGAGAGGUCGUGAAACCAGAACGCGAUUCAGUGGAUCGGGGAUUUUUGCCAAUCUUGUAGCACAGUUUCCGGAUAUCAGAUCUUUUGCAGAGGAGAUCAGGCUCUCUACGCCAAUCUUUGCUCAACUUCAGCCAGACCUGAAGAGGGUGAAGCGCGGGCUAUUAAAACGCAUGGUGCUUAACCAGCCCUUCCCCGAGCCUACUACGGCUUCACUUCUUAGCAUGCUGCCCUCGCGCGGUGUGGUUGAUGAGCUGGUCGGUUUGUAUCUCACUUAUAUCGAGUCGACUUACCGCAUAUUCCAUGUCCCGACCUUCUUACGAGAGCUUGAUCAACUCUGGGCCAUACGAGAGAACCCAGCCACGAUAUCCGCUGCAUUCACAGCCCAAGUGCUGUUAGUUCUUGCCUGUGCAUGGAAUCUUGCGGACUUGGCCAAUCUUCAGUCAAAGAAUAUGGGCGAGCUUAAAUGUCAGACCGCAAUUGAAUGGACGCUGCACGCAGGAAAAUGGAUUGAUAAUCUCCACACCAAGCGUCCGGAAAUUACAUCAAUGCGACUUUCUAUUCUAUUAAUUUUGGCGCAAAACUCGCUCGGGAUGAAACGUAGCCAGGCUUGGCUCACAACAAGCACCCUGGUCAAGCAAGCGAUGAUGGCAGGAUAUCAUCGCGAUCCAAGCCGAUACGCACGGAUUUCGAUAUUCAACAAAGAGAUGCGACGGCGGAUUUGGACUACCAUCGUAGAGUUGGACUUGCAAGUCGCUCUUGACCGGGGAAUGCCACCAUCAGUACAGAGCUUUGACUAUGAUGCGUCUCCGGGGCUGAAUAUUUUCGAUGAUGAGCUACAUGAGAACACCACUGAGAUUCCUCAAAAUCGGCCAUUGGGCGAAAUUACUGACAUGUCGUUCCAAUCUGUGUUGAGUCGGUCGCUACCACUCCGUCUCCAGGCAUGUUCUCUGAUGCACUCCCCACGGAUCAGCUGUCGAUACGAGGAUAUUCAGCGCCUGGACGGGGAGCUCACCCGACAUCUUUCUCGGAUCCCCGGGUGGGUGACAGGGGACCCUAAUGACAUUGUCCUCCAACAAAAGGUGACUCUGUGGAAAGCUUUGAUUGAGACAAAACUUUCUCAAUGUCUACUAUCUGUUCACACUCCUUUCGCCAUUGAAUCACGACGAGAACCACUCUUUGCUUCUUCCGCACGCUCUCGCAUGGAUGCGGCAGUCAGGAUAUUGUCCACCCAGCGACGGCUUCACGAUAUUUCACGACCACUAUCGCUGUGUAUGCUUGGCGAAUGGACUCUCCACGCCUAUAUUUCCGUCUGCCAGUUGCUACACACAACGGAAUCUAGCACCGUUGCUCCCCUCUACCCCAGCUCCUCAGCUUUCCUUCUUCAUAAUAUUCCUGGUAUCCCAGAAUCACUCCUCUCGCUUGUUGAAACCACCCUGAUCGCGCUCGAAGAGCGCUCCCUCCAACUCACGAAAGGAGCAAAAGACUAUUAUUUCUUAUCAACCAUUGUUGCCCUCGUUAAAGCCCGACUUUGGCCGACACAAGCAUUGAUGUAUAAGCAACAGGUCGUGGAACGGGUUUUAUCAUUCGCGCAAGUCCUUUUCUCUCGACAUACGAACUGCGACCACCUCGGCGACAAGGGGUUGGGCAAUUUCAAGAACAACCAGCUUGCUGCAUUUAUGGCCGCCCCGGCCAUGGUGCCUGUCAUGCCGGCCGAGUUUGAUCCCGGUGGGAUGCUCCCGCCACCACAUCCUGGCUCGAACCAACCUGAUGAGUUUGACCCUUUCUUGGAGAUCUUCGAUUGGGAGGACUUGACAAGCAUGACGUUUCCCUGUUGA
Molecule: messenger RNA, 2487 nt
Organism: Penicillium paradoxum
Lineage: Eukaryota; Fungi; Ascomycota; Eurotiomycetes; Eurotiales; Aspergillaceae
Product: putative C6 transcription factor
Exons: 4
Coding region: 1-2487 (828 amino acids)
Biological process (GO): regulation of transcription by RNA polymerase II; DNA-templated transcription
Cellular component (GO): nucleus
Molecular function (GO): zinc ion binding; DNA-binding transcription activator activity, RNA polymerase II-specific; RNA polymerase II cis-regulatory region sequence-specific DNA binding
Source: RefSeq, a predicted model, not a curated record